AUGAGCUCGGUGAAAUCAAGUCCCGUAAAGAAAGAGACACCAUCGCCUCAGAAGAAAGAGGUUAUACCAAAAAACGAAGAGUUGCCAGCAGAAGGAGAAAUUGAUGAAGAUCCAUCUAUUCUCUCUGAUCCGGAGGAUUACCUAGAAGGUAACGAAUCAUUGGAUAUCAAUUUGACCAACGGCGAGCAAAAAGUGUGGCUAUUGAAACUUCCGAAAUACUUGAUGGAUCAAUGGAAUAAGCCAGAGUCACUAAAGAGCGGCAAUCCGCUAGGGAAUGUCAAGAUAAGAAAAGACCCCAAGGGCAAAUUGGAGGUUAAGUUGGUUCUAGAUAAGAAACUCGCUGAUAUCCCUCAAGAAUACGACAUCAAGAUGCUAAACACCCAAGUCCGAAAUACCUAUGCAUUCACCGAGGAGAACCUCAAGAAGUUUAAACAAGAACUCACCGAAGUCGGCGAGAUGCCGUCGCAACCAGGGUUGAAAGAAUUGGACGAAAAGAAAAAAAAAUUCCAACCAAGACGCAAGUACAAGUUCUUUCGGGUCCAGAAGAAUGGAGAAGGAGGAGCAGGCCCAAUCCGGAAAUUUAUCCCUUUUGUGAAAACCAUUCCUAAAAAGACGAGCCUCGUUGGCAAGAUAUGUCAUGAUUGCACAAUAGUACCGCUGAGGAAUGAUCGAUCCUAUGCCGACUUGAUCAAGAAACGUGAUUCUUUAAUCCAGGGACCCGAGAGACCUAAAGUUACUUUGCUUACUGAAAUCCCCGGUGUCAUUCAAGCUAGCGCCGGACCUUCGAUCAAAGGAGGCAACACUUCUACAUUCCUCAAGUCGACACAACCCAAGAACAAGGCCGAUGGAAGAGCAAUCAGGAUGCCCAAGGAGGAUCUUUUGAAUAUGUUGUUUAGGUUAUUCGAAGAGUACGAGUACUGGUCCAUGAAGGGCUUAAAGGAGAAGACUAAGCAACCUGAGUCAUACUUGAAGGAGUCGCUAGAAUCAGUGGCUCAUUUGAUUAAAAAAGGUCCCUAUACUUCGAAAUGGGCAUUGAAACCGGAGUACAAGAGAUUGAGAGACGCCGAGAGGGCCGCUCGGUUGGGUCUCACCGAGGAGCAAGAUAAGGAAAACGAAGAAGACGAAAAUGAUGAUGAGGAUAUGGAGGAUGUCGUUUGA
Lodderomyces beijingensis is the source of this 1158-nucleotide messenger RNA. Lineage: Eukaryota; Fungi; Ascomycota; Pichiomycetes; Serinales; Debaryomycetaceae. The record is from the annotation of a GenBank genome assembly.